Paraglomus brasilianum is the source of this 262-nucleotide messenger RNA. Lineage: Eukaryota; Fungi; Glomeromycota; Glomeromycetes; Paraglomerales; Paraglomeraceae. The record is from the annotation of a GenBank genome assembly.
GACCUAGCUGAGUUGAGUACUCGUUUCUAUGAUCAUGAUGUAGACCUGCUGCAGAAGAUUCUGGUAAUAACUAGGGGUGAACUAGAGAAGGCGAUCAAUUUGAUGCUCCUCAUCACCGAUGAUGAUACCAAAAAUGAGGAACGUCUCAAGCCGUUGACCAGGGACAUCGACCUAUCCCGAAUGUUACAAAAACGUGAUGAUGUCAGAUGCAGAGCUAGAAGGGAAAGAUUAGUCUAUGAUGAAGAAUGGCCAAACCCUGGUG